Molecule: messenger RNA, 3394 nt
Organism: Nannospalax galili (Upper Galilee mountains blind mole rat)
Lineage: Eukaryota; Metazoa; Chordata; Mammalia; Rodentia; Spalacidae
Gene: Ehd3
Product: EH domain containing 3
Exons: 6
Coding region: 182-1789 (535 amino acids)
Biological process (GO): endocytosis; endosomal transport
Cellular component (GO): plasma membrane; cytoplasm
Molecular function (GO): GTP binding; calcium ion binding; protein binding
Source: RefSeq, a predicted model, not a curated record
CAGUCUGCAUCAUCUUCCUCUCUGGCCCGGCUCCGGAUGAAGCAGGGGCUGGGCUGGGUCCAGCAGCUUGGGGCAGCGCGCGCCAGAGCCAUGGUGCAGCUGAGCCCUGCGCUCCGGUGAGGCGGUGGCGCGGCUCCAGCCCGGCGGGCGCCUUUCUUAGGAGCCUUCCCCCGCUACCGCGAUGUUUAGCUGGCUCGGUAACGACGAUCGCCGGAGGAAGGACCCGGAGGUCUUCCAGACGGUGAGCGAGGGGCUCAAGAAACUCUACAAGAGCAAGCUGCUGCCCCUGGAAGAACAUUAUCGUUUCCACGAGUUCCACUCACCCGCCCUGGAAGAUGCUGAUUUCGACAACAAGCCCAUGGUCCUGUUGGUGGGCCAGUACUCCACUGGGAAGACCACCUUCAUCAGGUACCUACUGGAACAGGAUUUCCCAGGCAUGAGGAUUGGGCCUGAGCCAACCACCGACUCCUUCAUUGCAGUGAUGCAAGGGGAUGUAGAAGGAAUCAUCCCCGGGAAUGCCCUGGUGGUAGACCCCAAGAAACCCUUCAGGAAGCUCAAUGCCUUUGGCAACGCCUUCUUGAACAGGUUUGUGUGUGCCCAGCUGCCCAAUGCCGUGCUAGAAAGCAUCAGUGUCAUUGACACACCCGGGAUCCUCUCUGGUGAGAAGCAGAGGAUCAGUCGAGGGUAUGACUUUGCUGCUGUCCUCGAGUGGUUUGCUGAGCGGGUAGACCGUAUCAUUCUGCUUUUUGAUGCCCAUAAGCUGGACAUAUCUGAUGAGUUCUCAGAGGUCAUUAAGGCCCUCAAGAACCAUGAGGACAAGAUGCGAGUAGUGCUGAACAAGGCUGACCAGAUAGAGACCCAGCAGCUGAUGCGGGUGUAUGGGGCUCUCAUGUGGUCCCUGGGGAAGAUUGUGAACACACCAGAGGUGAUCCGGGUCUACAUCGGCUCCUUCUGGUCCCACCCGCUCCUCAUCCCUGACAAUAGGAAGCUCUUUGAAGCUGAGGAACAGGAUCUGUUCAGGGACAUUCAGAGUCUGCCCCGUAAUGCUGCCCUGCGCAAGCUCAAUGACCUCAUCAAGAGAGCCCGGCUGGCCAAGGUCCAUGCCUAUAUCAUCAGUUCCCUGAAGAAGGAGAUGCCCUCAGUAUUCGGGAAGGACAACAAGAAGAAAGAGCUGGUGAACAACCUGGGGGAGAUUUAUGGCAGGAUUGAGCGAGAGCACCAGAUCUCUCCUGGGGACUUUCCCAACCUGAAGAGGAUGCAGGACCAGUUGCAGGCCCAGGACUUUAGCAAAUUCCAGCCGCUGAAGAGCAAGCUGCUAGACGUGGUAGACGACAUGCUGGCACAUGACAUUGCCCAGCUCAUGGUGCUGGUGCGCCAGGAGGAGACCCAGCGGCCUGUCCAGAUGGUGAAGGGUGGCGCAUUUGAGGGCACCCUGCACGGCCCCUUUGGGCAUGGCUAUGGAGAGGGAGCUGGGGAGGGCAUCGAUGAUGCUGAGUGGGUGGUGGCCCGGGACAAGCCCAUGUAUGAUGAGAUCUUCUACACCCUGUCCCCGGUGGAUGGCAAGAUCACAGGUGCCAAUGCCAAGAAGGAGAUGGUGCGCUCCAAGCUGCCCAACAGUGUGCUGGGCAAGAUCUGGAAGCUGGCCGACAUUGACAAGGAUGGCAUGCUAGAUGAUGAGGAGUUCGCCCUGGCCAACCACCUCAUCAAGGUCAAGCUAGAGGGGCACGAACUGCCCAAUGAGCUACCUGCACACCUCUUGCCUCCAUCUAAGAGGAAAGUUGCUGACUGAUAGGGACCAGGCAGCUUCAGACAGACAGAGGAGAGGAUGAGCGUGAUGAUAACACACACACACACACACACACACACACACAAGCUCACCUUGACAGUCUCACUAUAGGGCUCAUCCUUGUUUGGACACCUCUCCAAGUUCCCAAGGGGAGCUUUACCCCUAGGUUCCAGGGUGAAAAUCUAUGUCUCCAAACCUCUUCCCCUCCAUCUCCCACUCCCUAGAGACCUGAGGCAAUUCACAGGCCCACAGAUGGCCUGCCCACCCAAUCCCCUAGUGCCUCCACACCCGGGCUCUGAACAGAUGGGAAGGGCUUUUCAUAGAAUAGGCAAUUUGGUUUAUUUUCUGUGCUUUUAUUUUUCAUCUUUGGCUUCCUAAUAAGAAUUCUACUCAGGGGUUGGUAGAUAUGAGGGAAGGGAGCAGCUAAGGAAGGAGAAUCAAAUUGAGACGCCUCCUUAGGGCACUCCAUCCCAGACUUGAAGAGACAUUGGCCUGUGUUCUUUUUUUUCCCCAAACCUAAGGCUCUGUCUUCCUCAGAAAACUUGGGCUUUGAACGAACUCUGCUUGCUCUUCAUAUCAAAGAAUCCUAAAUGGGGAGAAAAAAGGAAAACCUUGCUAAGAAAGAAUGAGGAAGCCACCCUGUGGUCUUCUCCUUGAACAGGGCAAUUCUAGUCUAUGGGUUUGUCGGGUCAUGUUCUUUACCCCUGGCCUAGGAUGUCCAGAUACUCAAUACUUGCUUCACGCUACCAAGCCCCUCCUGUGUGCCAGAAACAGUGUUAGGCACUUUAUGUACAUUGGUCCCCAUGGCUUUCACUAAUGCCCUAGACAAGUAUGCAUCAUCCCCAUCCCCACAUUUAUCAGGUAAGGAGCCUGAGACUCAGAGGAAUUAGGGGGACCUUCCCAAACUCCCAGAGGACAUACACAGAGAGAAGAAUCAAAGUCAGGGCCCGAGACACCUAUGCUGUGAUGGAUCAAAGGUCCCAGUGUUACUACCUGGUGACAAAGCACAGAGAAGAAUCUGAGCACACUGGGCCCCCAGCCUCCCACAGCAUCCUGGCAAGGGAAGAAGGCUUGCUAGCAUUUGGUGGGCCAUCCAUCUAGCCAUCUGUCACCUCAUAGAAGUAAACCGUGCCUUUUGGCUCUGUGUCCCAUGUUCCCAACAUCACUAAAAUCCAACCAAGCCAUAGGGAGAGUGGGCUGGCCUGCUAGAUGCUGUUCAUGCCUGUUCCUUCUCAGCCUCCCAUCCAUCAUCUUGAAACAUCCCAGCUCAAAUGCAGCCACUAGCUGUUAUCAGGCAAGACUUUAUGUUAAGUCUCAGAACUUGAGAGGCCUUGGGGCCUUGUUCUCUGUAGUGUCCUUGGCAAAAUCCCCAUUAUACUCAGUACCUUGCAUCUCCCUUCACAAUCUCCCCUGGCUUGCCCCACAGACAUUGAUCCAGUGACUUUGUCUGCUCUAUGCCUACUGUGAUGGAAAACAAAACAUAUAUAACUUAUUUUGUAUCUAUGUUCAGACUAUGUAGAGACUGUUCUGUGUAUCUUUAAUGUGCUUAUAACUGCAGUGCAUUUGUCAUUAGUAUUCAUGUCAAUAUAACACAUUUAUCCUUUGGUA